GUCAUAGGUCACAGGGCGGGCUAGGGCGGGGCCCGCGGCGCUGACGGGGCGGAGCGGCGACGGCCCCGGAGUCGAGGCUGCGAUGGCGACGGCGGCGGGCACGGUGGUCCCGGCGGACGGCGCGUCCUCGGUGCACUGGUUCCGCAAGGGGCUGCGGCUCCACGACAACCCCGCGCUGCUGGCGGCCGUGCGCGGGGCGCGCUGCGUGCGCUGCGUUUACAUCCUCGACCCCUGGUUCGCGGCCUCGUCCUCGGUCGGCAUCAACCGCUGGAGGUUUCUGCUUCAGUCUCUGGAAGAUUUGGACACAAGUUUAAGAAAACUGAACUCGCGCCUAUUUGUCGUCCGGGGACAGCCGGCCGAUGUGUUCCCCAGGCUGUUCAAGGAAUGGGGGGUGACCCGCUUGACCUUUGAAUAUGAUUCUGAACCCUUUGGGAAGGAACGGGAUACAGCCAUCAUGAAGAUGGCCAAGGAGGCUGGUGUGGAGGUGGUGACUGAGAACUCGCACACUCUCUAUGACCUGGACAGGAUCAUCGAGCUGAAUGGGCAGAAGCCGCCCCUCACCUAUAAGCGCUUCCAGGCCAUCAUCAGCCGCAUGGAGCUGCCCAAGAAGCCCGUGGGCUCUGUGACCAGCCAGCAGAUGGAGGGCUGUAGGGCCGAGAUCCAGGAGAACCACGACGAGACCUACGGCGUGCCCUCCCUGGAGGAGCUGGGGUUCCCCACGGAGGGACUGGGCCCAGCUGUUUGGCAGGGAGGAGAAACAGAAGCGCUGGCCCGCCUGGAUAAACACUUGGAACGGAAGGCCUGGGUUGCCAACUAUGAGAGACCACGAAUGAAUGCCAACUCCCUGCUGGCCAGCCCCACAGGCCUCAGCCCCUACCUGCGCUUCGGUUGCCUCUCCUGCCGCCUCUUCUACUACCGCCUGUGGGACCUGUACAAAAAGGUGAAGCGGAACAGCACGCCCCCCCUCUCCCUGUUUGGGCAACUUCUGUGGCGAGAGUUUUUCUACACGGCAGCUACCAACAACCCCAGGUUUGAUCGCAUGGAGGGGAACCCCAUCUGUAUCCAGAUCCCCUGGGACCGCAACCCCGAGGCCCUGGCCAAGUGGGCCGAGGGCAAGACAGGCUUCCCUUGGAUUGACGCCAUCAUGACCCAGCUGAGGCAGGAGGGCUGGAUCCACCACCUGGCUCGGCACGCUGUGGCCUGCUUCCUCACCCGCGGGGACCUCUGGGUCAGCUGGGAGAGCGGGGUCCGGGUAUUCGAUGAGCUGCUCCUGGACGCAGAUUUCAGUGUGAAUGCGGGCAGCUGGAUGUGGCUGUCCUGCAGCGCCUUCUUCCAGCAGUUCUUCCACUGCUACUGCCCUGUGGGCUUCGGCCGCCGCACGGACCCCAGUGGAGACUACGUCAGGAGGUACCUGCCCAAAUUGAAAGGGUUCCCCUCUCGGUACAUCUAUGAGCCCUGGAAUGCCCCAGAGUCAAUUCAGAAGGCAGCCAAGUGCAUCAUCGGCGUGGACUACCCACGGCCCAUCGUCAACCAUGCUGAGACCAGCCGGCUCAACAUUGAGCGAAUGAAGCAGAUUUACCAGCAGCUGUCCCGCUACCGGGGACUGUGUCUCCUGGCAUCUGUCCCCGCCUGUGUUGAAGACCUCAGCAACCCGGUGGCAGAGCCCAGCUCGAGCCAGGCUGGGAGCGCAGGCAAUGCAGGCCCGCGGCCACUCCCCAGCGGCGCAGCGUCCCCCAAGCGCAAGCUGGAAGCAGCUGAGGAGCCCCCUGGUGAAGAACUCAGCAAACGGGCCAGGGUGGCGGGGUUGCCCACCCCAGAGGCGCCUAGCAAGGACGUCUGAGACUGCAGCACCAUGGCUCCGUGAGCAAAGCUGGCACACCCAAGCAGCAGCCAUGCCGCAGAGUGCAACCUGCCGAAAAGCUGAUCCUGACAGAGCAAGCAGACCUGUGUGCGCGUGUGCGGGAGUGCAGGGCCUGACCUCGUGUGCGUGCUUCUGUUUACACUGUGACUCCGGACGCCACCAGGGCUGGAGGAGCGCCUGCAGCACCUUCCCCUCCUCCUCCAGACACCAGACUGGAGGUUAUGGCGGUGCCUUCCAGCUCCACCUGUCCCUGCAAGCCAGCUGCCUGGCCACCUCAGGAAUGGUAGGAUCCUCCUGGGGUUCUGGCAUCUUCCCCUCCCUCCCAACAUCUCUUCCUUCCCUCCUUACAUCAGACUGAGGAGCAGGGAGGCGCCAUUUUGGACUCUCGUCUGGAACGUGAGAUUCUAGAGGCAGGCAGAGCCCUGCUGAGUUCCCCCUUACGACCCUGAGACUAGGCAGGCCGGAGUGGACGACGCUGUCCAGACACAGUCACCUGGCCUGGCUUCUUUCUUAAAGUUCCCUGCCACCGGUUCCGCCAGCUCCUUCCUCGGGUGUCUGGGGCUGAGCACAAGGUUUCCACCACCCUACAAAAUACCCAGGUACCUAUUGGCAUGUUGUGUGUACGGUGCUAAGCUGACAGCCCAGGCGGCAUGUCCUCCUUUGGGGACUGAAAACCUAAGGUCAGGAAUAGAAUCCCAGCCCCCACUCUCCCUUCCCCAGAAGCUGUGAGCCAGCAUCAGAGCUGACUGGGGGUGCGGAGGGGGCAAGUUCUUGGUGGUUUCACCCCGGGCCCUCUUGGCCACACUCUAGGGCAGCUGACACCCAACCACGGGAACCAUUCUAGUCCAUGUUCUGGAGGCUUCCAGGACCAGCCCUGGACUGUUUAGUGCAAGCCAUGUUACUCUCCCAGUGGCAAGUGGACUCAGAUGGACACUGCCAGGGACACUUGGGGAAGGUCCCAGCACACCAGUGUUUCCAGAAGCAGCAGGUGGGAGGUUUGCCCCAGAGAAGCCAAGGAAUGCAAACACAGGAGGCCUUGCAUUCCAGGCGUGACCUAUGCCUCCCGCCUCUCCCGCCCACAGUCGAAGGCCUGUGUUGAGAAAGACAUAACGAGCAUAAGAGCUGUGUGAUCAGCAGGCAAGUCUUCCUUCCACCCUGUGGCCUGCACUUGAGCCACAAAGUGUGCGUGCGUGCGUGUGUGUGUGUGUGUGUGUACAGGUGCACGUGUAGCUGAGAGACUAACUCCUCUUAGAAUUGCGUCCUCACAUGUACCACGAGCUGGCCUUCGGGCCUCUUCCUCUCUACCUCCCCUGUGAUCUCUCCUAGCCCCACAGCUGUUGACUCCCUUCGCCCCAGCCCUGUCCCAGCUGCCCUUUGUCCUGGCACCAGGGCCCCGGGGCAGACCCCGUCUCCUAGGCUGCCCAGCACAUGGACAGGCUUCUUCCUGAGAUGCCCGCGGGGUCCCACGGCCUGGAGCCGCCUAAUGUUCGAGUCCAGCUGUGUACAUGGACUCUCACCGGAGACGCCCUCGGUCACGGGGGGAGGGGGGGCGGGGGGAUGAUAGGGCACAGGUGACGGUGUGUGCUCGCGGCAUCGGGGCAGGGCUUCCCAGCCCCUUUAACCCCCAUCAGCAGGGAGGCGCGUCGGGGCUGUGCACACAAGGGGAGCCAGCCUGGAAGAGCUGGUCUGAGGAACUGCGAAGCCUGGAGCACAGGGCCAGAGUCGAUGUGUCGCCAGCAGCACCUGCGAAUCCGGGCUGGUGCCCUCUCCCUGCCCGUUGGUGAGGGCUCUCCCCUGAGGUGCAGCCUGGGCGGCAUCUCCCCCAGCUUCUCCACCACCCGUGACAUACCGGCCCAGUCCCUGCUGAAAGG
This is a messenger RNA of Talpa occidentalis (Iberian mole), 3732 nucleotides long. It is a transcript of the gene CRY2, whose product is annotated as cryptochrome circadian regulator 2. Gene Ontology annotation, molecular function: FAD binding; DNA binding. NCBI's taxonomy places the organism in Eukaryota, Metazoa, Chordata, Mammalia, Eulipotyphla, Talpidae. Bases 83 to 1840 code for a protein of 585 amino acids. The record is from RefSeq and is a predicted model, not a curated record. Gene Ontology annotation, cellular component: nucleus; cytoplasm. The transcript has 12 exons. Gene Ontology annotation, biological process: negative regulation of DNA-templated transcription; entrainment of circadian clock by photoperiod; circadian regulation of gene expression.